Molecule: messenger RNA, 618 nt
Organism: Puccinia triticina
Lineage: Eukaryota; Fungi; Basidiomycota; Pucciniomycetes; Pucciniales; Pucciniaceae
Exons: 6
Coding region: 1-618 (205 amino acids)
Source: RefSeq, a predicted model, not a curated record
AUGGGUGACAUCCGCGACUUUUACAAACAAGAAAGGACUUGUUGCCUUUCCAUCCAACUCUUCACAGCCGGAAUCAUGAUCAUACUCUACUUCAACACAUUUCUAGCCAUAUUUUGUGCAUGUAUGUCAUUCUUCGGUCCCAAAAUUCUAGCACUCGUACAACCUGCUAUAGUAUCCUACAUCUUUGGCAUACUAUAUCUGACAGUUGCAGGUCUUCACAUCUUUGGCAUAAUAUGUGUUGAAAGGAAUUUCGUUUCUCGUUUCCGGAUAUUCAAAAAUCUUACUCUAUACGCCGUAGGGUCCAUCUUGCUACUGGGUCUGGUCUUCAUCAUUAGGACCGCAGCCCAACACACAACCUCGGUCGCUCAGUGCAUGGAAGUCUACCACUUCCCCGUUGACGCCACAUACAGCAAGACAAAACCCAAGGAUAGAGCUGGCUCGAGCUCCGCCGUUAAUGCGGCUAUGACAGUCUGUGACAUAUUUUCUUGGGUACAAGUUGUUGUGAUGGGUCUCGUUUGGCUCGCUCUUACUGGAACUCAGCUAUAUUUUGGAGCAAAACACCGGAUUUUUUUUGAAUUGAAACACAAAGAUUAUCUGGAAGACACGGCCCAGGCGUGA